AUGGAAAUAUGUCCAUUAGGACCAUUCCACGUUUAUGAAAUAGACGUGUUCACAGAGCCAUUCGGUCUGCGAUUCAGGAAGGCCCCAAUCAACUUUCAGAAAUCGGAUAUCCACCAACUAGUAAAGAGACACAUGGGUACAUUAUUCUCCAUUCGAUCUGGCUGUGCAGACUUGGCUUGGGUGUUAAGGAUUGUCUGCCUAGCAGCUUCUAUGAGACAUGCCGAUUCUGCUGUUGGGCAGAGCGAGAAGACCGGCAAGCCGAAAUGUCUGCAGAACCAGCCUCGAGUAGAACCAGGGGCGGCACUCACACGGCGGCGCCCAACAAUGAUCUCAAGUGGUCAGCCACGCACUGUAUCCUUCAGUGGCGGCUAUGCCUCCACGUACAGCACUGAAACAAUAGGCCACAGUCAAGCGAGCACUUCCCCCGGCAAUGUUCGCAAUGGGAGUACAGCCGCCUCUACUGAGAAUCGUAUCAAAGAAGCCCAGGAUACAGCUUAUUCAGGGGACAGGGGGAGGGACCACUACCAAAAAGGCAUUGUGCAGAACCUCUGGUAA
This is a messenger RNA of Fusarium redolens, 555 nucleotides long. RefSeq lists its product as uncharacterized. Bases 1 to 555 code for a protein of 184 amino acids. The record is from RefSeq and is a predicted model, not a curated record. The transcript has 5 exons. NCBI's taxonomy places the organism in Eukaryota, Fungi, Ascomycota, Sordariomycetes, Hypocreales, Nectriaceae.